This is a messenger RNA of Haliotis rubra (blacklip abalone), 728 nucleotides long. RefSeq lists its product as uncharacterized. The transcript has 2 exons. Lineage: Eukaryota; Metazoa; Mollusca; Gastropoda; Lepetellida; Haliotidae. Bases 121 to 537 code for a protein of 138 amino acids. The record is from RefSeq and is a predicted model, not a curated record.
AGGCAUGGGAUUUACCUUAGCUGUUAUUUUAGUUUCUUAUUCUAUCAUUAUCAGUGUCCUCUUGUAACCUCAUUACGAAAGUGUCCUUGAUAAUACGUUGAUUGUACUUCUGACAUUUAUAUGAGCAGAACCUUUUCAGAGGUUUAUGCACCAUAUUUUUUUGCUUCAUUUCCCACGCCAGCUCGGGAAGAGUUGAGAAAGCCUCGACCACCAACCGUAGCUGCCUCCCUCUCCGACCUUCCUGAACCUCUCCCACUCCCAACUGCUGAAGUCAAUUCCCAGCCUGUAACCCAGACCCCCUCCCCAAACCCUGCCCUUCGCUCUCUAUAUGGCUCCUCCAUGAACCUGGAUGAAGACAUACCCGAGAUAGACUUGGGAGAUCCCACUGGGCCAUUUGCAGUACAGCAUGUCAGCUCUGAGACUUAUGUGGUUAUUGACAUGAAUGAUAUUGGAGAAACAAGCCUACCACAGUCACUUGAGACAACAUGCUGCCCCAGUGUAUUCAGCUUCAUCAAGAGACUGUUCACUCUGUACUAAAAAAGACAUUUGAUCUGGCGCAAUAUUAGUUGGAACUUUUACAGCAUUUAUGAAACUGCAUAUUUUUGUAAACUAUUCUAAAAGAACAACAUAAUCUCAUUCAGACAAUUUGAUGUAUGUACCUUUUGUACACAGCAAAAUGUAAAUACUUCUAUCACUUAAUAUGAUUUGAAACUCUAAAUUGUGUUACU